This is a messenger RNA of Aspergillus luchuensis, 645 nucleotides long. RefSeq lists its product as uncharacterized. NCBI's taxonomy places the organism in Eukaryota, Fungi, Ascomycota, Eurotiomycetes, Eurotiales, Aspergillaceae. Gene Ontology annotation, molecular function: protein binding. The record is from RefSeq and is a predicted model, not a curated record. The transcript has a single exon. Bases 1 to 645 code for a protein of 214 amino acids.
AUGGCCUCCGUCGACCUCUUCACCGAAUACCCUCUCCACCUGGACCCAACCAGCAAAUCCAUCUCCCUCAACACCACCAACACCACCACGCUCCCCACUUCCCCCGCCACAAUAACCACCGAACUCACACACCUCAACUCCCUGCACCGCUCGCUCAUCUCCCUCGACCCGCCUAACAUCCCCCCUCCCCCGCUUCCCAUCAACCCCAAGCGCAGCGCUCAAAUCACCAAGCUCCGCGAUAGCGCCAAUACUGCAUACCGCAAGUCGAACCACGCCGAGGCGGUUCGUCUUUACACAUACGCUAUCGAUAUGGCGCUGGGCCGGCCCGGCUGGGAACCUGUUACGCUGGCGAGGGACGAGUUGGCGGGGUUGUAUGCGAAUCGGGCGCAGGCAUGGAUGAGCCAGCGCGCGUGGCCGGAGGGGUUGGUCGAUGCGAGAUGUAGUGUUGAGAGUAAGCCUGUGGCGAAUGUGAAGGCUUGGUGGAGGGGUGGGAGGUGUUUGGUGGAGAUGGGGAGGUGGGAGGAGGCGAAGGGGAUGGUCGAGAAGGGGUUGGAGAUUGAGGGGAGGGUUAGUGAGGGUGGGAAGGAACUUUUGGGGUUGUUGAGUGAGGUGGAGGAGGGUUUGAAGAGGAGUGGUAGUGCUUGA